AUAACGGUUUUUCCUCUCUGUUCCUGACUCGCGCCUCCCAGCUCUGCCUCAGGGAAGAGGGUGACCAGGUCGACCAUUUCCCCUCAGCCCGGUCUGCCCAGACUUGCGGCAUGAGCUCCCCCGGAAAAAAACCGAGUGUUGGUCACCGCACGGGCACGGGUUCCAAGAGGAAGGGCCAGGCCGGCUCUGACGGCCCUGGAGCCCGCUGGGAGCGGGAGCUAGCGUUGGAUUCCGGGCUGUUAGGAUUCGGUGAGGGUAAAGGCCAGGGCCAAGACCAGGCGAGGAGCGGCAGGGAGGCGAGGCGCUCAGCCCCGCAGGCCCUCCAGUGGCCACUGAAGUCGGAAUUCGGGCCAGAGCCAGAGCCGGCCAUGAUGCAGGCAGGGGCGACGGGCUUUAACGCCUGUGAAGGUUGGCCUAGUAUUGCUGUCCCUGAGAGGGAGGGCCCUUUGGGGUCGCUGUCCGUUUUUCUUGAGGCGCAUGCGGCCCUAGUGCAGCCACAGAGUCGCCGGGGUUACAGAGCUAUUCGCAGAUCCCCGAGCCCAAGAAGCCGUGCUGCGGCAGAGCCCGCCAUUUGGCUGCCUGAUGAGCCGGGCCCCAGCUGCAGAGGUGCGAUGGGCGGGGGUUAUGAGAGGUUGCUGGAGGCUUCUGCGGUCCCGUGGCUCGAGAGUCUCCCCAGGGAAGGAGGCCUCAGCUACAGAAGUGCAAGGCCUCAGGUGAGCAGCAGAACCGAUGUCCUGCGAGCCUGUGGGGGAGGCCUCAUGGGGCUGCCUUCUGACCCCGACCCCUACGAUGAGCUCAGGGGCACGCAGACAGGGAGGGCAAGCACCAAUCGGAAACGAGGUAGGCAGGCCAAGGGCAGCGACCUUGCGCAGCCCACAGAAAGCCCUACUUACUCUGUUUCCCCGGGCAGUGAGGAUUGCCCUCAUGUUUCAAGCCCUCUCUCGACCUCUGCCCUUUGGGGUCGCGAUAGUGCCAUUGAGGGGCAGGUCCUGGGAGAGUCAGGGCCCUCUUCCCUGAAGAAACUUAAGGUUUGGCUCUCUGGGAAGGUUAGGGGCAAGCCUAGUACCCUCAGGGGUGCUGGUGGUGCAGGUGGUACAGAAGUCCUUCCUCAGGCGGUUCCUAGGACACAGUUAUCCCUAGGGAAGGAAUGUCUAGAGAGUGCCCCUGAAGCUGUCUUGGGGACAGCCCUUGCACCUCAGAAGCAGAGACAAGCUCUCAUGGAUCCAGCCACCACCCCUCCUGUGACUGGGAUUUCACUGCUUGGGAAGCCUGGCACAUCCUCCUGGCUUCCUCGGGAACCCAAACAGUCCAAGCAGGGCUCCCCUCAGAAGAAACCUGGGGCCACGAGGCAGACCCAGCCUGUGACUAGAGGAGCCUUGGACUCAAACAGAGAUGCAGACCCUAGGGUCGAACUUCCAGCUCACAGGUACGUUCAUCAUGGAGGAUUCAGCAGUGGGGACUGUGACAUCCAAGACCCACAAGUUGCAGCAAACUUCCAGCCUUUGGCCUCAAGCCAAGGAAGUGUCACAGCCAGAGGCCCGGUGAUCUCUGGUGACCAGGAACCAUGUGUUCAUCGACAGAUACCAGAACUGCCAGAAUUGACACCUGAAUCAGAGGGCUGUCUUCGGUGUGUUGUGCUGUGAGACGAGGUGGAAGACCUUAGAGAUGAAGUAGUAGUGAUCCAGUACUUACACAAACAGUUCCAGAAUGUAUGAUGU
This is a messenger RNA of Ochotona princeps (American pika), 1718 nucleotides long. RefSeq lists its product as uncharacterized. Lineage: Eukaryota; Metazoa; Chordata; Mammalia; Lagomorpha; Ochotonidae. The coding region runs from base 111 to 1643 and encodes 510 amino acids. The record is from RefSeq and is a predicted model, not a curated record. The transcript is spliced from 5 exons.